This is a messenger RNA of Venustampulla echinocandica, 1017 nucleotides long. RefSeq lists its product as uncharacterized. The coding region runs from base 1 to 1017 and encodes 338 amino acids. Gene Ontology annotation, molecular function: nucleic acid binding. Lineage: Eukaryota; Fungi; Ascomycota; Leotiomycetes; Helotiales; Pleuroascaceae. The transcript has a single exon. Gene Ontology annotation, cellular component: kinetochore. The record is from RefSeq and is a predicted model, not a curated record.
AUGCCUACGGAAGACCCCGUUCCCACUGCCAAUGACGCAUCGGAAGAAGCAGAGGAAGACGACUAUAUGAACAUGGUUAUCGCAGAGCCUACCCAGCCUCGGGUGAAAGAAACAUAUACACAGCGACGGCUACGCAAACAGCGCGAAUCCGAGGCCAAGGGACGUGUGAAAUCAAAAGCGGAGCGGGCCGAGGAUGAAGCUGCAGAGAGGGAAGCCGCGCUCUCAAGAUCGCUACUCGAGGACCCUGCGACGUCCUCUACGAAUAAAGGUCUGGCUAUGAUGGCGAAGAUGGGCUUCAAGCCUGGUCUUGCGCUGGGUAGUAAGGAUAACCCGGGGGCACGAUUGGAGCCUGUGGGGAUUAGUAUGAAGGAGGAUAGAGGCGGUAUUGGUCUGGAUACGGAGAAGAAGCGGAAAUUCAGGGAGGAGGUCGAGAAAGAGGGUAAAAGGGUGAAGGCCGAGGAGGGGGAUUAUCGGGAAAGAGUCCGGAAGGAGAGGGAAGAUGCUAGACAUGAGGGGCAGGUUGGAGCCGCCAUGAGGGUUGCUGAGCGGAUGCAUGGAGAGAAAGAAGACGAAGAAACGUUCAAAGCUGGAGGAGCACCCGAUGAAUUCGUGGGAGACGGAGCGAAGAGACGAGCAAUCUCUACGAAGCCUCUAAAACAGAUAAAUGUGCUGUGGCGCGGCCUGAUACGGAAGCGGGAAGAAAAGGAAAGGGAUCGGAGAAUGCGAUAUGAUUUGCAUCAGAGUCUCUCCCGACAACCAACGUAUGAUGACCCAGACGAGGAUAAAGAAGAUCGACGAGCCCUUGGCAAAGAUGUAAUCCAGCAUACCCUCGUGGAAGACCUGGAAGAGGAAGACCCUGAGCUGGACGCCUUCAAUGCACUAGAUCCUGGGGAAAGACUGCACAAGCUAGUACUUCAUUUAAGAGAGCAGUUCAAUUACUGCUUCUGGUGCAAAUGUGCGUAUCCAGAUGAGGAAAUGGAGGGCUGUCCGGGUUUAACAGAGGAGGAUCAUGACUGA